AUGGAUAUCCUCGCUGCAGAGGUCGAUCGAAUCGUCUUUACUCCGUAUCCUACCCAGUUGAAGUCUUUACAUGAUAUCGUUUCUCGAACAUCCGAGGCAAACAUCUGCCUAUGGGCUUCCUGCUAUCACUGUCGCAUUCCUUCUCUGAGUCAAGCCCUUAUAGAUGCUCUACCACAAUGGCCAUAUGUCUUAGAAAUCAUCACUCGCCUAUCUUGUGCCCUUGAUGUCAGAAACUCGCUUGUGCUGAGAGAGCCGUCCUUGUUGCCUCGCCUUCUAACACAUGCUUUGGAGUCGCGAGGCGAGAGCAGAAAGUAUGUGGACGCUGCCGUGGCUCUCCUGUCUCAUCCUUUACCCUCCGAUGUGCCUCUACCAGCAACUGCUCAGAACUUCAUGCUCCAGCUGUUCGACCUUGCUGCCACUCAGCCAAAUGCUGCCACCGUCCAGCAAAUUCACCGACUGGUCUAUGGUGCUUGCAAACCCAUCCUUGGCAUCCUCUCCCCUGGUGUACUGGCCCAUCUGGAAGACUACAUCUUCUCCAUCUUGAAGAGCUCUUCUGGCGUUGAGGAUCAGUCUCUGGGUAUGUACUGUCUUGCUAUCAUGAGAAUGAUACUCGAGAAGUUUCAGACCGAGGUUGGAAACGAUGCUAUGUGGCCUACUUUCGAUCAUCCUAUCGAUUCUUCCAACUCACAAUGGACGCCUGAUGCAAUCAAGCAAUUCUUCAACGGCAACAAGACGCACAAGACUAUGCAGCUGCUGGUGUUGCGAGUCAUCUGGGCAUGCAGGCCAGAAUCAGCAGAUCCGACUGGACAAGGUCUUACUAGUGUUACUCUUGUCAACCAGAUCUUAGCUGGAGUAUCCCAAUCCGCCGUCAUAGAAUGGUCUUACAAGAAUGCAGUCAUAGUGCGAAAGCUGCAGGAGAAGUGCCUUGUGCCUGAUAUUCUUCCUGCUCUCCGCUUCCAGGUUCUCACUUUCCUGAGUUCACUUUCUGACAAGGUCGUACUACCAUCUCAAGCAACACUUUUCUAUGAGAGAUCGCUGCUGGAUUUAAGCGCCACUUCCAUGAAACAUGAGCAUCUGGACAUGUCGCUCCGUCUAUCUCUUUUCCGCUUGUCUUCGAACUUCAAAUCCGAGUGGUGGGGAGAACUCCUAGAUAAGGUCAUGGACUUGUUGACAAAUUCGCCGCCCACAGAAUUAUUCAACUCGGCCGAUAGCUAUAUCUUGUUUCUUGGUUGUAUCGCUGACAUGGUCGACGAGAACGAGUCUUGUCGUCGCGGUAUACUUGCAACCCUGCACUCUGGUCACAACCGCCAGAAGCUGGAGUAUUUCUUUGCCGAUCUGGAGACAUCGCCUGAAAUUGAUACAGGUCACAGCACAAACAGAUUCUGCAUUGCUUCAUACACGACCUGGAGGAACAAGCUGAAGUCUUCGCUCUGCUCUCUAUUGCUCCGUGCAGCUUUAGCCGCUCCGCAAGAAGAGACUUCCUCAAUACGCCGGAUGCUGCCCGAGAUCCUUCGACACCAUGCAGUCGUUGAGUCGAGUAAACCAGCAUGUCCCAUCUGUGUACAGACGAAACUCAAAGCACCACAAAGACCAACACCGUUUGUGGAGAUCGAAGCCACACCAGAAUCUCAGGAUGCAAGUCUACAUUGGAAGGAGCGUCUGGGCGCAGUGAUGCAGACGCAUGCCAAGUAUCAGGAAACUUCCUUGGUAGCCUCUUUCAUCAACAUCUGUCAUGAUCUCGAAGCACGAUGCGAAGGUGUAGAAGAGCCUCUGAGAUUAGAGCGACAGAAAUUCAAUGGCCUCGAGAAGCGGUAUGCAGGAUUGAACAAAGCGUACGGGGAGCUUGAGGGUCAAGUCAUGGAUAGAGACCUACGCAUCAACGCGCUCGAAGCAGAGAAUGAUCGCCACGAAAACGACUUGGCGGCUUCUUCUCAAGAGACGCGGGAUCUGAUGCAGCGAAUUGAUACGCUUGCGCGAGAGCUUCAAGAAGCUAAUCGCAAUGCUCAGUGUGAUAUCGAUCAGCUCAAGCAGGAAAGGCAAGACUUGGAAGUACAGCAUGCUACCGCUGUUGCCUGCAAGGAGGAGGCUUUC
Messenger RNA from Aureobasidium namibiae CBS 147.97, 2091 nucleotides. RefSeq lists its product as uncharacterized. The transcript has 3 exons. NCBI's taxonomy places the organism in Eukaryota, Fungi, Ascomycota, Dothideomycetes, Dothideales, Saccotheciaceae. The record is from RefSeq and is a predicted model, not a curated record. The annotation marks the transcript as partial.